AUGUCCUACGCUCUGGAAUCAAAGAAGCGAAAGUUCCACCGUGUCCUCGAGUCAAUAUCCAAACCUCUUACUACCGACAACGCGCCCAAACCAGCCCCUGCGACACCGACGACGGCGCAAGACCGUAUCUCCGCCAACUUAUCGAUCAAGAAAGUACGCCUGGCUAGUGCCGACCGGUCAGAGCUCACAGCAGUUCGCAACUCAAUCCAAAAGAUCUCCCGACCUGCACACCGAAUUGCGUCCGCAAAUUCGAAUAAGCGCCCAACCUUUGUCCCUUGGGACCGCGAACGUUUUCUCGAGCGAUUAGAGACCUUCCGCCGCGUCGACCGAUGGACGUCAAAGCCAACUCCGAUCAAUGAAGUAAAAUGGGCGAAGCAUGGUUGGAUAUGUACAGAUGUUAUGCGAGUCACCUGCGUGAGUGAUUGCGGUGGCGCAGUUGUUGUGAAGCUCCCCGAUGAAAUCGAUGAGCUUGAUGGCUUCAACAUUGAGAAGGUGGAGGAGCGGAAGGAAGUCCGCGCGAGGCUGGUGGAUGAGUAUGCGAAAAUGAUAAGCAGUGCUCAUGGUGAAACCUGUCCCUGGCGAAACAAGAGCUGUGAUGCAACCAUUCAACAUCUCCCUCUGACCAAUUGUGAUGCUGCCCUAUCGGGACUUCACGAGCGAUAUACAAAAAUCUCGAAGAUGGGCGAUAAAUUACCAGCUGAGGAUAUCGUUCAGACUCCAGAAGGGCUUGACCUUGAUGUUCUUAUCAAAGGACUUCCCGAAGAAUGGUUCGAGGAGGCCGAGAAAGCUGAUGUAUCCACCAGGGCAGAGACUCAGCCUACAAACGUUGACAACCAAGUCACAAUACCACAAUCAGUGAAUCGAACUGCACUGGCGCUAGCAUUGCUCGGCUGGGAUACUGCCUCCGAUGGAGCUGCCGGGUUAGUCGGAUGCGGUGCAUGUUUCCGUCGCCUCGGGUUAUGGAUGUAUAAACCCAAGGACAAUGGAGAUGUAACUGUCUACACUUCCCUCAAUGUGGCCGAGGAGCACAUGGAGUACUGUCCAUGGAUUGACAAGGUAGCCCAAAGUGGCACUGGACGGCCCAACGAGAAUUUGGCGGACCUACGUGCUGGGUGGCAGAUGGUCGCGGAGGCCGUGAAGGUCAAGCACCGCCGCAGACUUCGUACUAUGGGCUCCACAGAUACAUUGCGGACGGAUCUAGGCACACCAACCGAGACUACAGGUGAAGAAGAAAAUGCGGAUGCGAAAAAGAAAGCAGAACGCGAGUGGUGGGCGAAAAUCCGACGAGUGAGACAAGUUUUGACGACCAAGUCGCCAAAACGGAAAGCUGUCUUGCCUGAAUGA
Molecule: messenger RNA, 1344 nt
Organism: Penicillium vulpinum
Lineage: Eukaryota; Fungi; Ascomycota; Eurotiomycetes; Eurotiales; Aspergillaceae
Exons: 3
Coding region: 1-1344 (447 amino acids)
Cellular component (GO): nucleus
Molecular function (GO): zinc ion binding
Source: RefSeq, a predicted model, not a curated record